GGUCGUGGCUCUAACGCUCAUAUAAGACAGACAGUGACUUUGGGAGGCAGAACAUGUUCCUGUCGUGGCAUGGCUGAUCCAGGACCCAGAACAAAACCCCUCCAGGGCUCUGAAGAGGAGCCUUUCUGACGCUCAGUCCUCUCAGUCCUCUCAGUCCUCUCGCCGUGGCUGGCUGAACUUUAUAUAUCGAGCAUAUAUUAACACUUUGUGGCCUGCGUUUUUGUUUUUUUUCUUCCUCCUCUUCCUCUAAAAGGCUUGGAGGACUCCAUUUUGAAGGGACCGGGUGUGCAUGCAGCCAGAGAGACUCACUACACACACAGCAACUCGUCUCAGCAGGGGAAAGGAGCUGGUUCUAUCCGGGCACAACCAUUUCACUGCUUCUCAAGACGACAUUUCUGAUCAGUCUACCAGGCGCGUCAGGGAAGAAGAAGAGGAAGAGGAGGGUGAAGAAGAUGUGCCAGUUUGUUGGCACAAGUUUGGCAUGUCAUUGGUGAUGGCAGCCUGCUUUUUAUAGGUUCAUAAUUAAUGCUUUUUUAUUUUUUAGAGGUGCUUGUGUUGGUGGUUGAUUAGGUGUCUGUCAGCUCAGAUUGUGGUGAUCUUUGGAGGAGAUGCAGUGGUGACGCCUGGCAGCCUGGAGGUGCGCACAGCACAGAGCACAGAGAAACACUGACAGGCUGCAGACAGGAAACAGCCAUGCAACAGAGCAGACAUCUGCACAAGUUGUAGUUCUCAUAAAGGUGGAGGGAGGUGCUGGAGGAGCUGGAUGUGUUCUUCCAGAGGCUGCUGGACCUUUCUGCUUUAGUGCAUGUAGAGAGGAGGAGGAGGAGGGAGGAAGAGGAGGAGGAGGAGGAGGCAGUGAGGACGUUUCACAGGAUCCAGAGGCCUAGUAGUAUUGCUGCUGCUGCUGCUGGGAACUCUCCUCAUCCGCUUUCACAAAAUCGCAAAUUGGCACAUUUAGACGCCAAAAUGCGCACAUCGAGGCGCACGAUCAGGGUGGCCGACACCGGAAUGAGAGGAAGCAUGCCAGCAUGAGUGGGCCUUACCCAGGCCCUGGCAGGGAGACUCAUCAGUCCAGCUGCCCUUUGACCCCCGGCCGUGACCUCUACCCCCACUCCUGCAGUUGCACACACCUAUGGAGGAAGCAUGCCAGCAUGAGUGGGCCUUACCCAGGCCCUGGCAGGGAGACUCAUCAGUCCAGCUGCCCUUUGACCCCUGGCCGUGACCUCUCCGCCCACUCCUGCCCCUCCAGACACCAUGACCACAGGAUCGGGCUGACCAUGUCUGCCGCCUCCUCCCUCAAGCAUGCAUCCCUCUAUGGGUUCACACAUAGGGACCACUCGUCCUCCUCUUCUUCUUCUUCCUCCUACAGCCCUCUCAGGAGGCUGCAACAUCUCACCAGCAUGGUGAGCCAGCCGGACCUGGUCCUGCCGGUGAGGGAGCCAGAGAGGAGCUGGGAAUGGGGGGUGACUAAGAAGGAGAGGGGGAAGGCGAUGGAGAGGGACUCCUGGGCUGAUUGCACUAGCGGUGAUUAUUCUGGCGCCCAGAACACAAGCAGGGAGGAGAGCUUCGGUGGCUCUUCUGCUGGACAAAAACAACCAAACCAAACUAGAAGUAGAGACGUGCCAGCAGCCAAUCACAGCAGCGAGCCCAUCGUCUCUGAGAAAAAGACAGAAAGUUGUUUCUCAGGCCCGCCCAGCCCGGCCUUCUCUCUCGAUAGCAACAGCCCCUUCGCUAACGGCUUCCUCCACUUUGAAUCCUCUUUGUUUGAGGAUGACGAUGAAGAGCAGCAGACGGUGUCCCCUCUGGGAGGAGGAGGCUUACGGGACAAACACGAGAGUGCGGAGAAUGUUCUUCAGUCCGCUCCUGGACACGUGAAUUCGGACUCCAAAGACGCUACCCUGUCGUCAGCCAAGGUGGUCACCCGGUCCCAGUCCUCGGGUCAGCGCCGGAGAUACUGGGACGGCUCGGACGACGAGUGGGAGAGCGACACUGAGCUCUUCUUGUUUGGGGACUUUCCCUCAAUUCAUUCAUUGCAGAACAGCCUCAAGAAAAAGUCUUUGCCGCCUGUGAAGUUUUUAGAGGGUGAAGUUAUUUGGGCAAAGUUCAACCGAAGACCAUGGUGGCCCUGUGAGGUGACCGUUGACUCCGCACUGGGAAUCUACCACAGAUUGAAAGAGCCCAGUGACCGGCCCUGUCGGCUCUACCAUGUCAGGACCUUUGGGGAGCCCGUGGAGCUUACCUGGGUGGAGGAGAAAUCAACUCACAGUUUCCACGGAGGCUUUGAAUUUGAACAGCUCCCCCUACUGCGCCGGAGGGGGAAGCAAAGGGAGCAGAACUACAAAUACACUAUUGCAAAGCGCUAUCAGGACUCUUGGAAAUCCAGUGUGGAAGAAGCUGAAUCUGUUCUCCAAGAGAGACCCAAAAUGGUUUCCUCCAUUCCCUCGUCCAUAGAUGAUGCCUUCCACGACAGUUCCACACCAGAGAGAGAGAACAAGGCCCAUCCAACCUUUCCUCCCUCCACUUCACCCAACCUUCCUGAGACAUUGCACAUGACCAAUGGAUCCAUUUCAUCCCCAAUUACAACUCCAGCAAAGCCAAGCACUUUAAGGAAAUCUUCUGGCAAGAAGAAACCAAGUAAAUCGUCAAAAGACACGAGUAGAAAACACUCUAAAAAGACGUUGCGCAAGAGCCCUGACCAAUCAGAUAGAGACGAUGGGGAGUGCCCAUAUUCUGACCUCGACUCAGUCCCUAAGAUUUUGUGUCCUAAAGCACUUGAACGUCAGUCUAAGCUAGUUCUGACUCAGCCAUCUGUUACAGUUGUCAAAGAGGUGAAGAAGCAGCCAGAGAUUCAGAGUGGUCUUUGGUUCAGUAAAUCAGGCAAAGACAGACGACCUAAAACAACCAGUCCGGUGCCAGACCGCACUCUCUUUAGUAAGGUGCCCUGUAAGAAAAAGAACUCAUCUGUUGUAAGUAAAAAGUCACUAAUUCCUAGUGCGGCCUCCUCCAGUGGUGGGCCCAGUGACCAGUUAGGGUUGUCAGACAAGCAUAAGACUCUGGCACCUGCUGAGACGAAUAUGUCACCUGAACAAUCAGGACAUUUGAAGUGUAAAAACACCCCGGUUGCUAAUAGGCCUUUUGGUAAAACUGGCAUUCUCUCUGACCAGUCAGGGUUGUCCAAAAAGCAGAAGAAUCUAGUACCUGCUGAAACAAAUAUGUCACCUGAACAGUCAGGACACUUGGAGUGUAAAAACACCCCAGUUGCUAAUAGGCCUUUUGGUACAAUUGGCAGUCCCGCUGACGAAUCAGGAUUGUCAGACAAGCAGAAGACUCUGGUAUCUGCUGAAACAAAUAUGUCACCUGAACAAUCAGGACACUUGAAGUGUAAAAACAACCCGGUUGCUAAUAGGCCUUUUCGUAAAACUGGCAUUCUCGCUGACCAGUCAGGGUUGUCUGACAAGCAGAAAAAUCUAGUACCUGCUGAAACAAAUCUGUCAUCUGAACAAUCAGGACAUUUGAAGUGUAAAAACACCCCGGUUGCUAAUAGGCCUUUUGGUAAAGCUGACAUUCUCACUGACCAAUCAGGGUUGUCCAACAAGCAGAAGAAUAUAGUACCUGCUGAAACAAAUCUGUCAUCUGAACAAUCAGGACAUUUGAAGUUUAAAAACACCCCGGUUGCUAACAGGCCUUUUCGUAAAACUGGCAUUCUCGCUGAUCAGUCAGGGUUGUCCAACAAGCAGAAGAAUCUAGUACCUGCUGAAAGAAGUCUGUCACCUGAACAAUCAGGACACUUGAAGAGUAAAAACACCCUGGUUGCUAAUAGGCCUUUUGGUACAUCUGGCAUUCCCGCUGACCAGUCAGGAUUGUCUGGCAAGCAGAAGACUCUGGUAUCUGCUGAAACAAAUUCGUCACCUAAAAAGUCAGGACACUUGAAGUGUAAAAACACCCCGGUUGCUAAUAGGCCUUUUGGUACAUCUGGCAGCCUCGCUGACCAGUCAGGGUUGUCAGACAAGCAGAAGAAUCUAGUACCUGCUGAAACAAAUCUGUCUCCUGAGCAGUCAGGACAUUUGAAGUGUAAAAACACCCCGGUUGCUAGUAGGCCUUUUGGUACAACUUGCAGUCCUGCUGACCAGUCAGGACUGUCUGACAAGCAGAAGACUCUGGUACCUGCUGAAACGAAUUCGUCACCUAAAAAGUCACGACAUUUGAAGUGUAAGAACACUCCGGUUGCUAAUAGGCCUUUUGGUACAACUGGCAUUCCUGCUGACCAGUCAGGGUUGUCAGGCAAGCGUAGGUUGCCGGUCCCUGUUGAGACUGGUGUUCCCUCUGACAAGUGUGGGUAUUCAAAGGGUAGACAGACGGUGAGUAAUACAGCUGACACUGUUACUGGCUCACCGUCUGACCAAUUGGAUAGCCCAGAUGUUAAAAAGGCCUUAGAGCCCAGUCCAGUUCGUUUCAGUAACCAAUCCAAGUUGAGUGUAAAGAGAGUCCGUCGAACUCAUUCUCACAGAAAGGCCAAUAAAAAGGUCCAUGUAACUGAUAGGAUUUCUGACCAAGCAGAAGAAAAAGAAAGUAACAAGACUCCAACGUCCACUUUAAAUGUUGACACUACUGACCCAUUAGCAAGGCUAGAAAAGCAAAGAAGUCUGGUCUCUAAGUGUAGGCUGCCCUUUGUCAAAUUAAUACGCAAGGACAUGAAGGGUAAGAAGUUUGUAAACUCCAGUGUAACCGUUAGUCCCGAUCACCAACCUGAACAUACAAAGAAUGAGAAAACACCAGAUAGUAAUGUGACUAAAAUGUCCUCUAAACAAUCAGAUUGGGUGGACAGCAAGGCAAGUGUCUCCAUAGAUCAGGCAGUUAGGUCAGAAUCCAUAAAGGUCUCAGUGAAGAAAUUAAAAGCAAGCGGUGGGUCUGGUAUUCUUCGUCUCACAUCAGAGUCAUCAGAAGGUAAAACUACUGUUGCCUCCGAUGUGGCAAGUGUGUCUGAUGAGUUGGGUAGCCCAGAAGUGGAAAGGGUACCAGUUGCAAAUGUAAGCCCAAGCAAUGUGACUAACUCAUCCUCAAACCAAUCAGAACAGUCAGAAGGUGAGAAGACUCCUGCACCCAAUGUAACAAGCAUCUCCUCUUACCAGUUAGGCAGCUCAGAGCAAAAAAAUACAUCUGCCACUAGUAUUAAUACAACUCCUAAACCUUCUCACCGGCAUGGGAAUUUAGCAUGUAGGAAAGCUCAUGUGCCCAAAGGUCUGUGUUCUGCUAAAUCCAAGAAAGUGGUUCACAAAUCAAAGCAGCGUCCAGAUGAAGUCCAUAAAGUCCUACUCCAUGAGCAGCCUGCCCAUCUCCCAGCCAGCAGUCGGUUGAUGACCAGAGCCCUGAAGGCCAUGCAAGAGGCGGAAGAGAAGAAGCGGGAAAAAGCCCGAAAGGCGGUUGAGCAGAAAGAACUCUUAAAUCCGUACCGAAAAGCCGAGGACCUUGUCUGCAAUUCUGCACGUAACUCGAAACUGGACUUUUGCACUAAAAUGAAAUCUCUUAAAUCUCAUUAUAAUAACAUUGGCGAAAGUGAUCAGGAAUCUUUUUCUAGCUGUAGCACCCCCCCUUUGACGUGUUCUGAUUCACUUGAUAUUGAAGUUGGUGUCAAGAGUGAAGAUGAAGACCUCUCAAUAUCCUCAACUCCACCAAUGGACUUCAUACCCCUUACGUCUCGGGUAAAGGCGAAGAAGGAAGAUCGUCCUUCUGACAUGCACUCCUCGUCCUCACCUUCUUCACCGUUUUCUUUUAUGAAUGCCUUCAAAAACGUGGAGGAGGUAUCCUUCCGGUCCCUGACAAAUGAGGGUGAUGGUAAACCCGUCUCUUUCAAACCAGACACAAACUACAAGUUCAGCACUUUUCUCAUGAUGUUGAAGGACUUGCAUGACACUAGAGAGCGAGACGGGACCCCCUUGGAACUGGAAAUUGGGCCACCAAGUGCACAUGUUAAGGAGGAACCCUUAGUGAUGCCUGGAGAGACUACACCCUCAGGCCAAGGUCAACAACUUAAACAUGUUAAUAACAAUUCAAGUCCAGACAAAAUUCAAAUGAAACACAAUGAGGAGAGCACAAAUCAGAGGACCAAGAGGCCCUAUAACAGAAGGGGCAGCUCCACUGGGGUGAAAAAGAAAGCCAACCGCAAAGUGCCUUGUCGUCCUGCCAGGUCUGGACCUGGUUUCCCUGGAUUGGAGACCUUGCCAGCAAUGGACUCUUCAUCAGGAGUGGAUUGCUCAUCAAGACUCAAGUCCCUGUUUGGCAUACAGACCAGCAGCUGGGAGAGGCAGGCUGGAGGUGGUGAAGGAGUACCUUGGGAGGAGGAGGAGGAGGAAGAGGAAAGGUGGAGCAGAGUAAAUGAGAAUCUACAGAACAUGGUGCCUUUGGAGCAGAGGGGGUGCGACACUACGCUGUGUCUGGAACAGCCAAAUGGCCUUGUUGCAGACUGCACUGAGACUAACACAAGCUUGAUGCACAACACUGGAGAAGGCGACAAGGCUCCAAAAGCACAUAAACGAAUAAGAAAACCAAGCAAGAGGCUGAUUGAAUGGACUGAAGAGUAUGAUCAGAUUUUCUCCACCAGGAAGAAAACCAAAAAGCCUCUCCAGUCGAUUGGAAAGGCCACUCAGCCCGUUACGUCGCCGUCCGAACCCCCGGGAUUGGACAGCAGCGCACACGACCACCCGUCCUUGAACCUGCUUCCUGAAAUACAGACGCCACCUCCUGAGGAUAUUGCUGCAACAAUGCCCUCUGAACUACAAAUUCCCAGCACUGAAAACACAUCUCCCCAAGAUGCACCGGUGCUUUCCAUCGACACACUAACCCCGCCUCCUGAAGCUGUCCCCUCGCUGUCAGAAGGCCUCGUCAAAGGCAGCGGAAACGUUCCCGUGCUGCAGAAGAAGCGGAAGAGGAAACCCACCCAGAAGAUCCUGGAGUACUGUCUGGAGGCGGAGGCCUCGACGGGCCCCAAGAAGAAGGUCAAAACACUGAAGAACAAUUCAAAUCCUGAUCCUCUAUCGGAUUCUGGAGCGCCAUCUUUAAAAUCAAAGAGUAAGCAGCUCUCAGCGUCCUGCAGCUCCACGCCGUCCCCCACGGAGGCGUCCACCGGUUCGCCCACCGCCCCGCCUCCCAGCUCUCCUGCACCCUCCACUCCGCCCGAACCCGCCCAGGUGGAGACGACAUCAGCAGACGUUGACGGUCCUCAAGCAGAGGACAGAAAGGACGCAGCAGAGUCAGAGGGUGAGCCGUCCAGCUUGGAUCACAGCUUCUCCUCCAUGAAGGACGACCUGUUGCUGUGUGACGAUCCACUUUUACCCUCCAGGAAGAUCAUAGGGGACCGAGGAGGUCCAGCCUCCAUGAAGGAGAACAUCUGUCAGGUGUGUGAGAAGACGGGUGAGCUGCUGCUGUGUGAGGGUCAGUGCUGCGGAGCCUUCCACCUGGCCUGCAUCUCUCUGGCCGAGGCCCCGAAAGGGAAGUUCGUCUGUCCGGAGUGCAAAUCAGGCGUCCACACCUGUUUUGUAUGUAAAAAGCGCAGCGAGGACGUGCGUCGCUGUAUGAUUCCCGUGUGUGGGAAGUUUUACCACGGCGAGUGUAUCGCCAACUUCGCCCCGACCGCACCGGUGAACCGAGGCUUCCGCUGCUCCAUCCACGUCUGUCUCACCUGCUUCAUCACCAACCCCACCAGCUCGUCCAUCUCUAAAGGUCGUCUGGUCCGGUGUGUGCGCUGCCCGGUAGCCUAUCACGCUACAGACCUCUGCAUGGCAGCGGGCAGCGUCGUCCUCUCCAACAACAGCAUCAUCUGUCCCAACCACUUCAGCGCCCGCCGCGGCGUCAAGAACCACGAACACGUCAACGUCAGCUGGUGCUUCGUCUGCACAGAAGGUGGCAGCCUGCUGUGCUGCGAGUCGUGUCCUGCUGCGUUCCACCGGGAGUGUCUGAAAAUGGAGAUGCCUAAAGGCAGCUGGUUCUGCAACGACUGCAAGGCUGGCAAGAAACCUCGCUUCAAGGACAUCCUCUGGGUGAAGGUCGGCCGCUACAGGUGGUGGCCAGCGGAGGUCAGCCAUCCCAAAACCAUCCCAGAGAACAUCCAGCGGAUGAGGCACGAUGUCGGGGAGUUUCCCGUCCACUUCUUCGGCUCCAACGACUACCUGUGGACCUACCAGGCCCGGGUCUUCCCUUACAUGGACGUGGACGCCAACAGCAAGGAGAAGAUGGGGAAAGGUGUCGACGCCACCUACAAGAAAGCUUUGGAGGAGGCGGCCGUUCGAUUCCGUGAGCUGCAGGCGGAGAAGGAGCUUCGGCAGCUUCAGGAGGACAGGAAGAACGACAGGAAGCCUCCGCCGUACAAACAUAUUAAGGUGAACCGACCGAUAGGAAAGGUUCAGAUCUUCACGGCCGACCUGUCGGAGAUCCCGCGCUGUAACUGUAAGGCGGCAGACGAGAGCCCCUGUGGGAUGGACUCGGAGUGCAUCAACCGCAUGCUGCUGUACGAAUGUCACCCGCAGGUUUGCCCGGCGGGCGAGAGCUGCCUCAACCAGGCGUUCACCCAUCGACAGUACAGCCAGGUGGAGAUCUUCAGGACGCUGUCUCGAGGCUGGGGGCUCCGCUGCGUCCACGACAUCAAGAAGGGUCAGUUUGUGAGCGAGUACGUCGGGGAGGUGAUUGACGAGGAGGAGUGCAGGUCCAGGAUCAGACACGCCCAGGAGAACGACAUCUGUAACUUCUACAUGCUGACUCUGGACAAGGAUCGGAUCAUCGACGCCGGGCCGAAGGGGAACGAGGCUCGCUUCAUGAACCACUGCUGCCAGCCCAACUGUGAGACGCAGAAGUGGACGGUGAGCGGAGACACCCGGGUGGGACUGUUCGCUCUCGUCGACGUCGCUGCAGGCACAGAGCUCACCUUCAACUACAACCUGGAGUGUUUGGGGAACGGGAAGACGGUCUGUAAAUGUGGAGCGCCAAACUGCAGCGGCUUCCUGGGCGUCAGACCAAAGAACAACCCUCCGUCUGACGACAAAGGCCGUAAGCUGAAGAGGAGGGGCAAGAGGAAGAACAAGGCGGUGGUGACCAAAGAGCGAGAGGACGAGUGCUUCAGCUGCGGAGACGGAGGACAGAUGGUUUCCUGUAAGAGACCCGGCUGUCCCAAAGUUUACCACGCCGACUGCCUCAACCUCACCAAGAGGCCUGCAGGUCGUUGGGAAUGUCCGUGGCACCAGUGCGACAUCUGUAACAAGGAUGCGGCAUCCUUCUGCGAGAUGUGCCCCAGCUCCUACUGCAACCUGCACCGCGACGGCCUGCUCUUCAUCUCCAAGCUGGACGGCAAGCUGUGCUGCAGCGAACACGACCCCUGUGGACCCGACCCGCUGGAGCCGGGCGAGAUCCGCGAGUACACGCCCGAGCCCAGAGCCCUGACCUCGGGGCUGGGCAUGGCCGUCAUCCCCUCUGCUGCUUCUAACACCACCACCACCACCACAACCGGUCAGAGCAUGCCCGCCACCAAGGUCCAGGAGAUCAGCGCCGGCGCCGGCACGUGUGCCUCCUCCGAGUCGUUUUCCAUCCCGGUACCCAUCACUAUCCCCGUCGCCGGCGCCACGCCCGCCGCCUCCUCACCCCCGCCCUGCAGCAGCUCCGACGCUCCCAGCAGCACGCCGGUGUACGACCUCCCGCACUACUCACCCAUCUCCUCGUAUGAGGAGGAGAGGGAUGUCUUAGAUGAGGAAGAGGAGGAGGAGGACGAGGAGCUGGAGGAAGUGGAGGAGGAGUCUGAGGAGGAAGAAGAGGGCGAGGUGGGGAGGCAGAAAUCCGAAUCUCACGAAGAGGAUGGAGACGAGGUGAUGGAAUAUCUGGAGAUCAAAGAGGACGAGGAGGAGGAUGAAGAGGAGGAGGAUGAGGAGGAGGACGAUGAUGAGGAGGACGACGAGGAGGAGGACGAGGAGGACGAGGAGGAUGAAGAGGAGUGACGCUCAGGCAGCGAGCCCUCUCAGUGAAGAUUAACCAAUCACAUGUAGCCCAGUCUGUCACUGUCUGUAUCCAACGAGCAGGUGGAUGUACGGAGGCAUUUUUAGGACAAAACUAAAUCAACACAUAAAAUAAAACCCAACUAAAUCCUGUAUAGAAGCAUAUUUAUACACACACAGAUCCUAUUGAUUUAGUUCUGUCCUAAUAAUCGGUUCAUGAACACAGUGACUUUGCACACACUGGCGCUGACUGCACCUUCAUAUGGGAGAUCUGACAAAGAGAAUUAUCUGGAACUUGAACUUUAUAAAAACACGUUUCACUCAACGAUAUACUCCGUUUCUCACCGACUUCACCCGCUGGUUUUGUUCUUUUGGUAUUUGUUCUCAGUAGUAUUUCAGCAAGUGGACCUGCAGUGUGUGUAGCUGGAGAGAUCAGUUGUUGUCUCUGCAGAGCCGGUGUGUAUACUCUCUAGGUGUUUCGUGCUAGAACAGACCGCACUGUGCUGUAGCUUCCUGUCGAGGUGCUGAAGGGCGAACUAAACGACCUUGACUCGGUUACAUUUGAAUCAAAUGGUGGCCACAUGAAUUUAACCGUGAAUGAAACCAGUUUCAAACAUGAACAUCGCUUCCAAAUGAAACACAACCAGCUCCUUUGGUUAUCCGUCUCCGGUUUCAUCUCGACGCCUCGGAUAAUUUGACGGUGCUCCGACAUCAGACGAUAAAAUGUGAAAAAGUGCCACGCGAUUGGGUGGAGCCGGGUGGAGCCCCAACAUGAGUUCACACGACAACGAGAAGAUUUAGUUUUGGACGAAGGCUGCCAGUGGAAAUCCUCUAAAUUUGACCAGAUAAAAAGAGAAAGGAUCUCAAACUGAGGAGGACUGUGAAUACUCUUCAUGCCUCGGAGAAAGUCUUUAUAGGAGGCUGUCUCUUGGUUAUUUAGCGGCUCCAUGAGGAGACCGGUUGGACGCUCCUGAAGCUCAUCACAAAGGUCCGUGUGAAUGCAGAGAUAGUUUGCUCCGGUGUGUACGCUGUGCUCUGUAGUCAUUAUUUAUAUACUGUUCUGUGACGCACAAACGAUGAAGAUGAGGAGAGUCGUCCUGACUCUCCGUCGAGGGGAAACAAAAAGGUCUUGGAUUGAAACGACGGACUCCUGCCAUGACGCUUGCACUUCAGUAUGUGUUUCUUGCCACACGUUGUUAUCGCUCUCGUGUCUUCAAGCUUAAUAUCGUCUGUGUGUUCUCUGCCGAAGCCUUAGAGUGUAUUUCUUUGGAGAUAUUUUUUAAGGAAUGGAGUGGCGGGCGGCCUCGUGAGAGCCAAGGUGUCCCUACUAAUGCCUUUUUACAGUUGCCCAACAAGCAAUGUUUCAUUCCAGUGUAAUUAUGACCUGUUAGAUCUCAACCAUUGACCUGUUAAAACAACUGCUAUAUAUAUAAAUAUAUAAGAAAAAGAAGUUAUGAAAUAA
Molecule: messenger RNA, 11433 nt
Organism: Sebastes umbrosus (honeycomb rockfish)
Lineage: Eukaryota; Metazoa; Chordata; Actinopteri; Perciformes; Sebastidae
Gene: nsd1b
Product: nuclear receptor binding SET domain protein 1b
Exons: 25
Coding region: 1029-9974 (2981 amino acids)
Biological process (GO): regulation of DNA-templated transcription
Cellular component (GO): nucleus; chromatin
Molecular function (GO): protein binding; histone H3K36 methyltransferase activity
Source: RefSeq, a predicted model, not a curated record